This is a messenger RNA of Nezara viridula (southern green stink bug), 396 nucleotides long. Lineage: Eukaryota; Metazoa; Arthropoda; Insecta; Hemiptera; Pentatomidae. The record is from the annotation of a GenBank genome assembly.
AUGAGUGCCAGAGUAUUUCUAGUCGGUUGGGACCAGAGGAUUCUAUCAUCCAAGAUUUCCGUAUCCGUGUACGUCCUAGAGCUAAUCAUUAAAGGCACUCCGAUGGUCUUCCUCUUCCACCCUAUCGUCGAGCUGGUCGACGACUUGGUCAUUAUUGACAAACUGCUUCCUUCGAAACCGAAGACCAAAAAUAUGUACCUGUGGCCGAUUCUCUCGGUUGUUGCAUUAGUUAAAUUUUACUUUAUCUCUUGUUACUUCGCCGGAGUAUCGGACGUGACAUCCUUUCUGAUGAGACUUCCGAUUGCUCUCAUGUACCACCGAGACUACCAGCAGCUCAUCAUCUUCGCUUUCUUCGUUGACCAGAUCAGUGCCAGGUUUGAUAUUGGUAAGCACUAA